Beauveria bassiana ARSEF 2860 is the source of this 2322-nucleotide messenger RNA. RefSeq names its product spindle assembly checkpoint component MAD1. Lineage: Eukaryota; Fungi; Ascomycota; Sordariomycetes; Hypocreales; Cordycipitaceae. Gene Ontology annotation, biological process: attachment of mitotic spindle microtubules to kinetochore; mitotic spindle assembly checkpoint signaling. The transcript has 2 exons. Bases 1 to 2322 code for a protein of 773 amino acids. The record is from RefSeq and is a predicted model, not a curated record. Gene Ontology annotation, cellular component: nuclear envelope; mitotic spindle; kinetochore.
AUGAGACGCACUACGCCCCAGUCUCGGGAGCGUCCCUCAAGUCGCCAGGCAACAGCUGCGACGGCUUCUUCACGAAUGCGCGCGAGCACAUCGUCGCUACCUAGUGCACCCCAAUUUCUAAGACCUGGGUCCUUUCGCGUCAGCAAGCAGUCAUCCCACAACCCGCUGACCGGUGCCGAACCGAACCAACGGGCAUCGUCCCAGCGCAGCCCCAGCCAAGCCGACUCGACACGGCCGAGCUCUCGCGAUAGCAUCAAAGAGAACCUCGCGCCGCCCGAUGCCGACGAAUAUGAAAAAUACAGGAGAGAGAUUGAGUCCCUCAAGGCUGAGAUUGGCACGCUGCAGUACCGCAUGCAAACAGCCGACUCGGAAAAGGAAAUAGCUCUAUCGCAACAAAACAACAAGGUUGAGCAGGCAAAAAGGCGAGAGCAGGAUGAGUCCCAAAAGCGACAGGUCGCAGAAGCUGCGCAAAGCCGACUAGAGGCAUUGCUCGAGGAAAUGCGCUCCGAGCUCGAUGCCCUGAAAGAUGGUGGCGAACAGUCUACCAAGGAUAUGGAGCGCAAGUAUCGUGCUGCACAGGAUGAGGCCAAUCUCGCCCAAGAGCAGCUGCAGGAUCUCAUCAUUGCCAAAGACGACGCGGAACGAAUCAGCAAGAAGAAGCUUGCUGACCUGGAAACGCAGGUAGCUGCACUACAGCGAGCGACCGAGGACUACAGCCACGAAAGCGACGCACGCGAGGAAGUUCUUCAAAGGACCCAAGCCCAGGUCGCGGAGCGUGAUGCGCAGGUCGCGGCUCUCGAAGCCGACGUGCUGCGUCUAAAGGCGCAAGCCGGGGACGCAGACACAAUGCAGGCCAUUAAACGCGAGCUGUCGGAGCAGGUACAUCAUAUUCGUACCCUUGAAAGCACGAAUCGUGACCAGCUCUCCGAGCUGAAGCACCUUCGCUCUAUCAACAAGGCUGUUGAGGUUGUCGAAGAAGAAAAGAGGUCACUGCAGCGAAAAGUGGAAGCUGCUGAGAUGCUCGAGGACGAACUAGCUGAAGCCAGGCUACAGAGACAGCGUCUAGAAGAUGAGAGACGCUCAUGGACCUCGUAUCUCGACAAUUCGACAGGCACUGGCGUGGGCGAGUUCGAUUCCCCCGAAGCGAUGGCACGUGCAUUGGCAGAAGAGCGCUAUACCACGGCAAGCUAUGCCGACCAAGUCGGGACUUUGCGCGGCGAAAUAACUGCACUACAAAACACGAUUCAAUCAUUCGAGCAGGAAAGGAAACAACUGCUAGAGGAUUUGGAAAGUGCCAGGGUGUCGGCCAACGCCACAUCUACAGACAAGUCUCGCAUGCGUCUUGAGCGUCAAAAGGCUCUCGCACUCAAGGAGGUUGAAUACCUUCGUGCUCAGCUCAAAGCCUUCGAUACAGAGGAUCAGACCAUGCAACCGGAGCAAUUUGACGAGGUCCGCGCUAAUCGCGUACAAGAACUCGAAGCUUUGGUUGAUAACUACAAGACUGAGCUGCAAACCGUUCAUGCUCAACUCUCCUCCACAGAACCCGCUCCCGUUGCACCGAGCACACCACAGCCGCACGCGGGAUCUAAGCGCCCCCAUGCCAGCGAUGACAGUAGCGAGCAGCUCGGACAGCUGACGCGCAAAAAUCGUAGCUUGCAAGAAGAGCUCACUAGCCUGCAGGCCAAGCUGGCCAUGCAAGCCAAGGAGCUCCACGUCAGUCGUGAGCAGCUCACGGCGGCCAAGUCACAAAGUCAGACACGCGUGCUCUCGCUUCGCUCCAACCCGACAUCGGACCACGAGGCCAUCAAGCGCGCGACGCUCGACGCGCUGCGCAAGGAAAACAAGGACCUCCUCGCCACGCUCAAGUCCAAGCACGGCAAGGCCACGACGGUGGCGUACAUUCCCACAUCGGUGCUCGGUGCCAUGGAGCGCGAAAUUGCUGCCGCCAAGGCCGAGACGGCAUCGGCGCAAAAGUCGGCGCGCCGCCUCAAGGAGGUCUGGGGCAGCAAGUCGCACGAGUUUAAAGAGGCCAUCUUUUCAACGCUCGGCUGGACGGUGACAUUUAUUCCCAACGGCAAGAUGCGCGUCGAGAGCACUUUUUACCCGUCGCAGACGGACGAGCACGAAAACUCGAUUGUAUUUGAUGGAGAGCGCGGCACCAUGAAGGUUGGCGGCGGACCCAAGAGCAAGUUUGCGCAUCGCAUCGCCGACCAGAUUAGCUUUUGGGUCCGCGAAAAGGGGUGCAUCCCGGGGUUCUUGGCUGCGCUGACGCUCGAGUUUUACGAAGAGUAUAAUAAUGCAAAGGAACAGCAGCAGCAGUAG